Centruroides sculpturatus (bark scorpion) is the source of this 2052-nucleotide messenger RNA. RefSeq lists its product as uncharacterized. The transcript is spliced from 4 exons. The record is from RefSeq and is a predicted model, not a curated record. NCBI's taxonomy places the organism in Eukaryota, Metazoa, Arthropoda, Arachnida, Scorpiones, Buthidae. Bases 1 to 432 code for a protein of 143 amino acids.
AUGUUCUAUAUUAUAGUUUAUAGUCAGGUAGAUCGACUAGUGGAUCGAUACUCCAUUGUAAUUAAAAGUUUUCGUAGAUCGGAUAUUGAUCACAAUUUACAACUUUUUCCAGUCACAAGAACAUGGUGCCUCAAAUGCUAUCGGUGCGGAACCUACACUCGCAGCCAAACAGGUUCAUUAAUUCCGUGCAACCAUUAUAAUGAGUCCAAUUUAAAAGAAUGUGAUAGCCCAGAUGAAGUUUGUUUGAAAUACGUCAACAAAGGAAUAGUCGUUAGACAAUGCCUUUAUAAUUGUAAAUCUGAAGUGGAAGCCCAGUCUGAAUCCUUUUGUUGUCGAGAAGACGGCUGUAAUGAGGGUACGAUGAUAAAAUCUGCGGUGGUUGUCGUAGUAACUACUCUUGUGACCGCUGCUCUAAAUUUCCUGAGGCAUUAAGCCUUCGAAUCUAGUGGAAUGGAACACAAGAUAAUUGGGGACCUGGGAGGGAUUUGGAUACUGAAAACAGUACCACAAGAACAUAUAGAGAAAGACAAAACAGCGGACACAAAAUCAUGUAUCAAAAUAUGCCUAAACUCAAGCCAUCGUAUGAAAAUAGAGUCAGUUUUUAUUAAGCAUGCCCGUUUUCUAUAUAUAUUUCACCAAUUUCAAAAUAUAGAUGAAAAUUAACAAUGGAUAAUUGUAUAAGGACUAAAUGCUAAACGCCUCUAGUGUGUUAGUUAUCCAUUUAAAUAAGAUAAUCGUUAGUUUAUAUUCUUUCGAGGAAAAAAUAUCAGGAGAAGUUAUCGAAAUAAUUCUUUCAAAAUUAAAAAAAAAGUAAAUAAAUUACAAAAGAAUUCAUCGGAGUUUGAUCAUUUGCUCUCUCUGUAUCUAUCUUUUAUCCUUUAUUAUUGCUUUAUUUGGAAAUGGAACGAGGUGAUACUGUAGAUAUCAAGCACACACUUAAUAGAACAAUAGUUAUAUGCUGUAAUUCACUUAGCUUUGCAAAACUUCAUCACUUGUUCGACUAUAUACAUCUUAAUUGUUCGUAGAGUCACUUUUUCCAAAUGUUGUGCUAAUUACGGAUAUUCGAAAUAGCAGAACGAAAUAGACAUGUUGAUGUACAUAUAAUUUAUACAUUUAACUGGAAUUAAAUUAGAUGAAUGUAAAGUCUAUUAUUCUAUUCGUUGUUGUUACCUUACUAUUGUCGAUGUAUAACAUAGAACGAGACCAAAAAUACAUAUUUCAACGACCAGUUUAUUUAUAUUUAUACAGCAAUUAGAGCAGACUGAGAAUUUUUAAUUAAAAUCUACAUUUAUUGCAUGACGACGUUUCGUGAAUUUUAUACUCGCACACGUUUUAAUAAUACACGAAAUUAUUAUUUAAAUAUUGUAAAUUUCGGUAAUUAUUAUUUAAGAAAAUAAUUUUUUAAAUCAUUUAAUAACGGUUAAUUCUAUUCUCUAGUGAUAAUUUCUUUUUUGAAAGGGGAAAAAAAUCCAGUUAUCACGGAAAGCCAUUUCAAGAAGAUUGUUCAUCCAGAUCGCAAUUAAAUAUUCAUCGCAAACUUAAAGUCAUUUAUUAAGCGUUUCCAACUUUUACUCGAACAUUUUUCUUGAAAAAUUAAGCUUCUUGAAAUUUUAUGUCCAAUCGAUAUUAGCCUGACACAACACGAUGGCAGAAACCACCAGAUCUGAUAUACUAACCACAUAAGGCCCUUCAUCUGAACCAUUUAAUUUGGCUGAUAUUAUAGGAAGAACCCAUUAAGUAUUGUUGAAUAGGAUCGAUACUUUGAAAAUGAACUGCUUUGACUCUUUCCUAAUCCCUUCUCUUUUCGUUUUGAUCUGCCUAAUAACAAUUUAUUUUUCAAUCCAAGAUGCAUCUACACUUUUCUCUUAUUCACGUACGAAAUUAUUUUUAAAUGGAAAUAUUGUUUAAUUAAUUAAAUUCAAUUAUUAUUAUUUCAAAUAAAAGAAGCCUGCUACUAAAUAUUUUUAAUGUUUUUUUUUUCUAUGUAAAUCUGCGAAAUUUUUUACUUUAUAAACAAUAAUUCUAACGUCUUAAGUUGGAAUCUUUGCAUUA